AUUUGAAAUAAGGGACGGGGGAGGGGUGAAAUAUAAUCAACAUGCAAAUGCAUGUAAAAUGGAAUGAGUAUUUGAGCAAAAGUGUCCAAGGCACGCUGUUUUUGUAUAGGGGUACACUAAAGUUCACCAGUACUAGAGAGGGACCCUUUCUCCCGCUGUAAUAAACAUUAUCAGCGGCCUAGAGCGGAAGGAUGUCACGGCUGCACUUAAAAGAAAUAUUUUACGCCUGUUUUUGAACGAAGGGCUUGCUACUUUCGUGAUCAUGUUGUUCCCGCUGUGUGUCUUCACGAGCUUUUUGAUGCUAGAGAGCAGAAUAGUGGAUGGAUUGAAAUGUCUGAAAUGCAACAGCAUUACGCAUGGUCCUCGGUGCGGGUCUGACGCCAUGUCGCUGACGGACAACUCGUCAUUGGUGGAGAGAUGUCAUGGUACAUGUAGAGUCAGCAAAAUUAAGUCAGCCAAUGGAAGGGAAGUCCAUCUGCGUGACUGUGCAAAUGCAAAGGGAACCGGGUGUGCAUUGAGGAAUUUCCCGUCGUCUGAUGGAAAAAGAAAAUCACUUCCGGGUCAACUGUGCCAAUGUGACCGUGACUUUUGUAACGUGGACUUCACUUUCAGUAAAGAGAACCGACCGCCGGUAACACUUCACCUCCAGGUCUCGCUCUCGGAUCAAAAUUCCACCGGAACAACAUGGCGGACAAUCUCCAUGCAGUGUCUCUUGAUCUCCACCAUUUUGUUUUCAUUGUUCAAAACGUAAAUGAUGACAUGCAUAAUACAUGGAUGCUCAUAUUCUAAUUGCAUAUUUUUCUAAAUUGAUAAAGCUUAUUACAAAGAAAACAAAUAAGAUCGUAUUACAGAUUACAAAAUCAUGUAACAGCUGUGUAGUUCGUCAGUCGCGUUGUAUUUAUUUCUGUGUUUUAAGUGGUGACUUCUGAAUGACCAGACUACACUACAAUUCAACUUGAAAUAUACUAGCAAUAAAAACAAGAUCAACAACACCUACGAAUUUAUUACCAGUACAACAAUGAUAAAUAUGCACUCCUGUAGUCUGAAAUGUAAAAGCCUAUCUUUUAGUAGAAAAAUCCUCGAAACCCAAGUAAUGUGAUUUUAUGUGAAGUAAAAUAAAAGUAGAAAUAUAAUGUGACAAAAACACAUACAUCCUCCACAAGAUUCCAGUAUAGAAAGUGGAAAGAGAAGAGAAGCUAACAAAGACAUAAAAUGAACAAUCCAAAACUGUCAUUACACACUUCUACAUCUAUUGGCCAAAAGAUAAAGAGGGCGUUACCAAAUAAAACGGGUGAAUAAUUUGAAUGGAAAUUGAAAUACAAUAAAUGAAGUGAAUCAGUUAUGUCGUAUACAUAUGUGAGUGCAAGGAACGAUAAAUCAAGAUAGAGAUUGGUAUAUUUUGUGUUUUCAUGACAGAUGUAGAAUUUGGCAAAUUUAAGAGGUAAUGUUAUACAUGUAUUAAUGAUUGCUUUUUUCAGUUGUAAAUUUGACGCUCGAAUUAAAUCUGAUAGUUUUUGAAUUUGUUAUAGAAGUAAUGAUCUUUUAUAUCUUAGUAGAUUAAACGUAUUUUUACAAAGCA
This is a messenger RNA of Ostrea edulis (European flat oyster), 1579 nucleotides long. RefSeq lists its product as uncharacterized. The coding region runs from base 263 to 751 and encodes 162 amino acids. The transcript has 3 exons. The record is from RefSeq and is a predicted model, not a curated record. Lineage: Eukaryota; Metazoa; Mollusca; Bivalvia; Ostreida; Ostreidae.